UAUCAACACAAGUACUACAACUAUCAUUCGAUGAACAAUUUGCACAUGGUUUUAUGCAUGGAUUACACAAAUUUUCAUUUAACCAAUAAGUAUCAUUACACUAAGUACAUAUUGUUGUAGAAGAACAUGCUUUACAAUUACUUGGACAUAUUUCACAUAAAUAAGUUGAUGGAUUUUUUACGUAACCAAUAUUGCAUGCACAGGUUAGAAUUACUUAAUUUGUAGUAUCAACACACGCUUCACAAUUUAUAGCAACUGUUGAACAGGUUUAAUAUGGCCUAGCACAUUUUAAACAAUCAUUUUCACUCUUUUAGAAACCUUGUUUACAAAUAUCGCAAUUUGAGGAAUAAGCCACACAUUAUUAACAUUCAUUUGGACAACAAUUUGCUGAAUAAUAUUUUUCAAAUUACCCCAAUAGAGAAUUCCGCCUAAUAUUACCAAGACAAAGAUGUUGUUCUAUCUCAUUCUAUAUUUUUACUUGAGUUAAUGAGUUUUAAAGAUUUUAUUAAUAGAAUUACAAAUCAAAACUUCAUCUUAAAAUUUUUAAAUUAUUUUUUUAAUUCUGAAUUUAGUUCCUGCAGAGAAUUUUGA
Molecule: messenger RNA, 591 nt
Organism: Paramecium sonneborni
Lineage: Eukaryota; Ciliophora; Oligohymenophorea; Peniculida; Parameciidae
Source: the annotation of a GenBank genome assembly